CCAUCCUAAAAGCAAUGCCCCGGGUCUUCCUUGUGAGGAGUCGGCGUCCACAACCCCCUAAUUGGAGCCAUCUGCCUGACCAGCUCCGGGGAGAUGCCUAUAUCCCAGACUGCAGCAGCCUGGCAGUGCCACCAGCGCACAGAUCUCCUGGUCUGCGAGACACUUGGGCAGUGUCCUCACAGGGAACACUGACCUCUGCUCCCAGGGCCCCGGGAACACUUGGCUGCCCACUUUGCCCCAAGGCCUUCCCACUGCAGCGCAUGCUGACUCGCCACCUCAAAUGUCAUAGCCCAGCACGGCGCCACGUGUGCCAUUGCUGUGGUAAGGGCUUUCACGAUGCCUUCGAUCUCAAGCGCCACAUGAGGACUCAUACUGGAAUACGGCCAUUCCGCUGUGGAGCUUGUGGGAAAGCUUUCACGCAGCGCUGCUCCCUUGAAGCUCAUCUUGCCAAGGUCCAUGGGCAGCCGGCCAGCUACGCUUACCGGGAGCGCAGGGAAAAGCUGCACGUGUGUGAGGACUGCGGCUUCACCAGCUCUCGGCCUGAUGCUUAUGCACAACACCGCACGCUACACCGCACAACCUGA
This is a messenger RNA of Onychomys torridus (southern grasshopper mouse), 584 nucleotides long. RefSeq names its product ovo like zinc finger 3 (gene Ovol3). Gene Ontology annotation, cellular component: nucleus. The record is from RefSeq and is a predicted model, not a curated record. Gene Ontology annotation, biological process: regulation of transcription by RNA polymerase II; epidermal cell differentiation. The transcript has 4 exons. Bases 15 to 584 code for a protein of 189 amino acids. Gene Ontology annotation, molecular function: DNA-binding transcription factor activity, RNA polymerase II-specific; RNA polymerase II cis-regulatory region sequence-specific DNA binding. Lineage: Eukaryota; Metazoa; Chordata; Mammalia; Rodentia; Cricetidae.